GUUAUAAAUUAUCUAUUCGUUACAUUAUGUCAAUUUCCAAAACUAAUAAACCUUGUAUUUUCUCUUCUUAUUGCAUGUUAAUGUCUAAAGUUAACUUAUGAUGAAAUUGACUGACAAAAAAGAAAGUGUAUUCACUCCAAUUUGAUAUCAUAUUUAGUGCCACCCGUGGUGAUUCGCUUCAAAAAAGUUUGUGUCGAUAUUUCAUAAGCAUUUGAGAGUAUUAUUACUAUGAAAUUUCGUUUGCGGCUAACAAAGCUAGCAAGCUAUGGAAGGCCGUUUCCAAAUUUCCAACAAUUCUCUUCAGCCCUUCACCCCAACAACGUUGUUACUUGGACAACCCUCAUCACCCAACUCUCCCACCUCAACAAACCCUUCCAAGCCUUAACCCAUUUUAACCGCAUGCGAAACACUGGCAUAUACCCAAAUCAAUUCACUUUCUCAGCAAUCUUACCCUCAUGUGCUCAUACCAAACUCCUCACCCAUGGUCAACAAAUGCACUCUUUGAUUUUUAAACAUGGCUUUUUAAAUGAUACAUUUGUAGCCACCUCGUUACUUGACAUGUACGCUAAGUGUUUGAAUAUGUUUUUUGCUGAGAAGGUGUUCGAUGAAAUGUACCAUAGAAAUCUUGUUUCUUGGAAUGCUAUGAUUGUUGGGUUUCUGAAAAACAAGUUGUAUGGUCGUGCUAUUGGACUUUUCAGGGAGGUUCUUUGCCAAGAUUCACUUGAUCCCGAUCAAGUGACUUUUUCAAGUGUGUUGAGUGCUUGUGCUGGUGUUGUUGAUUUAAAUUUUGGGAUUCAAGUGCAUGGGAAUAUUGUUAAGCGUGGUUUGAUUUCUUUGGUUUAUGUGAAUAACUCUUUGGUGGACAUGUAUUGUAAAUGUGGAAUGUUUGAUGAUGCAACCAAGUUGUUCUAUAGCGCAGGAGAUAGAGAUGUUGUUACGUGGAAUGUGAUGAUCAUGGGAUGCAUUCACAAUGAAAAUUUUGAACAAGCUUGCCGGUUUUUCAAUGCCAUGGUAAGGGAAGGCGUAGUACCUGAUGGGGCUUCAUACUCUUCCAUUAUUCAUGCUUCUGCAAGUAUUGCAGCAUUGGCACAAGGCUCCUUGAUCCAUGCCCAUGUACUAAAAACUGGGCAUAUGAAAAACGCUUGUGUUUCGAGUUCAUUGGUGACAAUGUAUGGCAAAUGUGGGAACUUGUUUGAUGCUUAUAGGGUCUUCCAAGAAACCGAGGAUCGUAAUGUGAUCUGUUGGACGGCCAUGAUAGCAGUUUGCCACCAACAUGGCUGUGCAAAUGAAGCAAUUGAGUUAUUUGAGGAGAUGCUUAAAGAGAGUGUUGUGCCAGAAUACAUUACUUUUGUCUCUGUGCUGUCAGCAUGCAGCCAUACUGGAAAGGUUGAUGAUGGUUUUAAGUACUUCAAUUCUAUGGCUAACAUCCAUAACAUUAAACCCGGACCUGAACAUUAUGCUUGCAUGGUUGACUUGCUUGGUCGUGUUGGUCGAUUGGAGGAGGCAUGGAACUUUAUUGAAUCGAUGCCGAUUAAGCCUGACUCGUCUGUUUGGGGGGCUUUGCUCGGAGCAUGUGGAAAAUAUGGUCAUGUUGAAAUGGGGCGAGAGGUUGCGGAGAGGCUUUUCAAGUUGGAACCAGAUAAUCCAGGUAACUAUGUGUUGCUUUCUAAUAUCUAUACACGACACAGGAUGUUGGAUAAAGCUGAUGAAGUCAAGCGAUUGAUGGGGAUCAAUAAGGUAAGGAAAGAUAUUGGAUGUAGUUGGAUCGAUGUUAAGAACAAGACUUUUGUAUUUACUGUGAAUGAUAGGUCACAUUCAAGGACACGUGAUAUUUAUGAGAUGUUGCAAAAUUUGAAGGAGUUGAUAAAGAAGAGAGGAUAUGUGGCUGAGAAGCAGUUUGCAACUAACAUUGUAGAAGGGUCUGAAGAGCAGAGUUUGUGGUGUCAUAGUGAGAAAUUAGCUCUUGCAUUAGGUCUUCUGGUUCUCCCAGCUGGAUCUCCAAUAAGGAUAAAGAAGAAUUUGAGGACUUGUGGUGAUUGUCAUACUGUUAUGAAGUUUGCUUCUGAGAUUUUUCGAAGGGAAAUUAUUGUGAGAGAUAUCAACAGGUUUCACCGAUUCACAAAUGGCUCGUGCUCUUGUAGAGAUUAUUGGUGAUUGAAGCGCUGACAAAAUGAACACAACGUAUUUGUUUUGACAUCAAAGGCAUAUUAAAGCAUCAAAGCAAUAAAUUUUAUGUCUGUGUUUGAAAAUCCAUUGGAGAUCUCUUAACUUUAGUUGAAGCAAUACAUAUAUAUUGAUGGAUUUCAAAACACACUAGUAACUUUGAAAUGUGAAGCCAUUUUGGGGGGCUGCCAUUGAGCUUGUACUUUCACUUAUAUAUUCUUUGCAAUUCUGUCUGUUGUCGGCAAGUGGCGGCAACCUUCAAUUGGGGGAAAGACAUUGUACAAACACAACUGUUUGAGAGUGACAGCUGAUAACUCACAAUCACUUCAGAUUUUGUUGUCCAAACUUUUCUUCUAAGGAUCAAUUUAUACUAUGUUUGGACUUUGGAUGCAUGGUGACAUGUGAAAAAUAACUUUUCAUUGAAUGGUGUUAUGACACUGAUCUAAGCAUAGCUUUAGGCUGCUAUGCUUUCCAAGAUUACUGACUUGGACGAAUCCACCAAACAAUGUCCUUGUUGAGUAGGCCCAAGAUUCAAUGUGCCUUAAAAGCUAAGCUCCAACCAGUGUAGGCUAAUCUGCACCCAUUAUUGACUUGGAGCUCACUCUACUAUUAAGUGAGUUGCUUGGAGAUAAACCCUUAUCUGGAAACAUACUUCAACCUAACUAACUUAUCAGCAUAAAGAUACGCCUUUUGGAAGUCCACUUAUAACAUGAUUUAAAUAGUUCGUAACAAAUUCUAUACCUUGACUCCUAUCCAAUAAGCAAGUAGCACACAGACCAUAAGACUCCUAAUCUCUCGUGAGGAUAUCUGAAAUGUGCGGAUCUUGGCCAACUACCACCUCUAUAAGGGUACGACUUCCUAGGUUAUGCUAGUGUGAAGCAACAACUGGUGGACUUGAACAAUCAAAUUUGGUACUCGAUGGUGGUCAUGCCUCAUCGACAAAUGACAAAGGAGGUGUUAAUCCCGGUAGAGAAGACAGCCUUGUGAUCGAUAAAUCUCACAAGUAAGUAUUACUAAUAUUUGAAGUUAAGGGAGUGUCUUAUUGGAACAACUUAGCGUUGUACUUGCAGGUUAUGACUGACUGGCCAAUUAAAAAGAAUAUAGGCUUUCAGAAAUGAGUCCAAAUUAUCUUGAUUUCUUCUCUGUAAGUUCAGUCUAGAGUACCACAGAGGAUAUUUGAAAGUCACUGAGGUUGGGAUUCCAGUUUUUGACUUGCCAAUUUAUACAGAUUUUGGCAUCUUUGGAGGCGGAACUUAUUUGUACAUUUAUGUAGGACUAUUUAGUCAAAUCAAUACCAUAAAAAUGUUACAUAUCCAAGUUUCCUAGAAACAUGCAUUCAGAUGUUUGAUUCAGAUA
Cicer arietinum (chickpea) is the source of this 3519-nucleotide messenger RNA. RefSeq names its product pentatricopeptide repeat-containing protein At3g49170, chloroplastic-like. The record is from RefSeq and is a predicted model, not a curated record. NCBI's taxonomy places the organism in Eukaryota, Viridiplantae, Streptophyta, Magnoliopsida, Fabales, Fabaceae. Gene Ontology annotation, biological process: RNA modification. Gene Ontology annotation, molecular function: zinc ion binding; RNA binding; protein binding.